This is a messenger RNA of Fusarium sp. VM40, 909 nucleotides long. NCBI's taxonomy places the organism in Eukaryota, Fungi, Ascomycota, Sordariomycetes, Hypocreales, Nectriaceae. The record is from the annotation of a GenBank genome assembly.
AUGUCUCAAGAUGCCGUCGACACUAGUAACUUUGCUGGCAUUAUGGACCAGUUUCUUGAUGACCUCAGCACACCGCUUCCGUCUUUUGACAUGGACUUUUCAGCAGACCAAAAUAGCACUCGAGCGCCAGAGGGGCUGCCGCCUGAUUUAUUUCAAAACACAGCGACGCGACAUGGCCAGGAGAAUUGGUAUACGGACCCUGCAACGGAAAGGGAAAAGUCCAUCGCCAACAUAACACCACCCGCCCCAAGCCCCGAGGGUCAAACACCGCCCAUGCCGUCCACCCAAAAGUGCUCAUGCGUUGAGAUGGUGAACCAACAUUUCUCACAGAUAGAAAACUCAUCAGAGACUUUCCAGACCCUCAAGGUUUUGAAGCAGUCUCUCGCAUCAGCAAGGACCAUCCUCGAAUGUACUGUCUGCUUCCAGUCUAUCAAGAGUCCACGUACAUCGCGAAAUGUAUACCUCCUUGGCUCUUUACUAUCGAGCAUUGGAUCAUCUUAUGGCGACCUGUUCUACAUGCAGAAGCAGCGAACAGCCGAGUCAUCGCUCUCUGGCGCGCCAAUUCGUCUCGUUGUUGGCCAGCAGCCAGAUGCGCGAGACAUGGUCGAGCUUUCGAUCGACGGGCCGAGUUACGUUGCAUUUCUACAAGCAAGCUUAAAAGGCGAAUUAGCUUGUCUGCUGGAGUUGGGGGACGGACUGGCGACGAGGCAGAGUCAACUCCACACCGAAGGACAUGAGAAUUGCGAGACCGGCACGAGCUGUUCGAAUACCGAGACCCUCCCGACCACCAAACAUCCCACAGAGGUGUGCCCAAAGGAAGUUGACAUGACAACAGCUUGUGCAUGCUUUCGGACCGUUGAUCAGGUGAGAGCGGCGAUUGCAGAGGCGCAGAGGGUGAUAUCAGCAUGA